Molecule: messenger RNA, 348 nt
Organism: Sugiyamaella lignohabitans
Lineage: Eukaryota; Fungi; Ascomycota; Dipodascomycetes; Dipodascales; Trichomonascaceae
Exons: 1
Coding region: 1-348 (115 amino acids)
Source: RefSeq, a predicted model, not a curated record
AUGUCCAGUCUUAGCUCUUCGCCGGUCGCCUCGACUACCACUGGCUCUAUCUACUCGAUCCCAAAUAAUUGCAUUUACCUUGUUGAAAUCAUUUUUUAUGCGAUAUUCUUGUCAUAUACUACGUUUCUUCUGUUUCGAAAGGGUAGAAAGAAUGCUCACGGAUGGGUUUCUUUAACCAUUUUUUCUGUAAUGAAAAUAGCUGGUUCGGCAAUGCUAUUGUCAGUGGCUGCCACUGAACAUAAAGGAGAUGUUCCAUCAACUGGUCUUAUCACUGCAGGUUUGAUUUUAUCUAGUAUUGCAUUGGGACCACUUGAAAAUGCUGGUUUGGCUUUUAUCUCUCAGGGGUAA